Molecule: messenger RNA, 1536 nt
Organism: Heterotrigona itama
Lineage: Eukaryota; Metazoa; Arthropoda; Insecta; Hymenoptera; Apidae
Source: the annotation of a GenBank genome assembly
AUGUUCCAGAUGUCGAAAGGAUUGCGAUUUCCGAGUGUGAGAAUAAUGAUUCUAAAGAUUACGAGGAACUACAGCGACGUUAAUUUUCACGGACAACGACACGUAUUGACGGUUGGGAUCGAUUUAUCGAUGUACGAGGUGAGUACAACGAGAGGGACACCGAGUACAAGCAUAAACUUGAAGGAGGCUUUGUGCGAAAAAAUUCCGAUACAUUAUGAUCUUGUGAGAAAUAUCCGUCAGCAGCAUGGUUCCUCGGUGGUCAGUCGUAUCACUAUAGAAAAUAUUUAUCAAGGAUUGAAAGGAGUGAACACGAUGGUCAGAGAAACCUCUGAAAUUGAUCCGAAAUAUGGGAUUAAGUAUAGGGGGCUGACGAUACCGGAAGUUAUUACGCUGUUACCUCGAGAAGGAAAGUCACCAAGCGCAGAAGCUGUUUUCUGGCUACUUUUGACCGGGGAUAUUCCAACACAAGAACAAACAGCAUCCUUAAUCGCUGACUGGUCGAUACGACGUGAGAAAAGAAAAGAUUGGUGGUCAGGACCAGGUGGUGGAAUCGUCGGUUCUAUCCUCCAAUCUUUACCGAAAACAACGUCUCCUCUUGGCAAACUGUCAGUAGCACUUACAGUAUUUGAUUCUGGCAAACACAUAACUGAAGCUUUAAAAAAUAACGCUUUAAGCUACACUCAUUGGGAAUACAUGUACGAGGAUAGUAUGGAACUAUUAGCAACACUACCGGCAAUAAUUGGUUUAAUUGCUAAAGGUGAAUUGAAGAACUUGAAAGAAGAGAAAGGCGAUUGGGUAGAAUUUUUAUCAGAAUGUCUAUGUAACGCGUUUGAUGUUUCGAAAAAUAAUAAAAAAUCGUUGAUGGAUUUUCUCCGAUUAUACAUUGUUCUGAACGCAGAUGAAAACGGUGGAAUACCUGGCGUUCAUAUUACAGAAAUACUCGGAGCUUCUCAAUCGUAUGUGAACCAAGCUCUUGCAGCAGGAGCUUUAGCAUAUGUUGAUGAACCUAAGAAUGGCACUAUUUCAGAAUAUAUGGAAUUCCAAAUGGGAAUACAGCGCAUUUUUGGCCAAGAAUUAAAGGAAGAAAAAUUAAGGAAUUACAUAGCUACUUUAAUUCGAAGAGAUAAAUUAAUUGGUUAUAAAGAAGCAGAAUUUUGCGAUCCAAAAUAUAUCGUAUUGGAAAAUUAUGCAAGGGAAUAUUUACCAAAUGAUUCUGGUGUACAGUUGUCACAAACCAUUACUAACAUUCUUACUACAAUGAUGAAAUCUACAAAAGGAAGGAAGAUUCAUCCCGAGCAAACUGCAAUUGUUGCACCUAUUUUUCAAUUCUAUGGCCUGAGAGAUAUGAAAUUCAAUCAAGUAUUACUGUGUAUGUCACGAGCAUUGGGCGCAGUUGCGUCAAUCAUUUGGGCAAGAGCUAUUAAUGCUUCGAUUGAACAACCUACAUCCAAAUGCACUUAUACUUAUUUAAAUUCUAUUCAAAGAACUGGAGGGAAAUAUGAACGAGGAAAACAUACAAAAAGUAUUCAAAAAUGA